Molecule: messenger RNA, 2487 nt
Organism: Giardia duodenalis
Lineage: Eukaryota; Fornicata; Diplomonadida; Hexamitidae
Exons: 1
Coding region: 1-2487 (828 amino acids)
Source: RefSeq, a predicted model, not a curated record
AUGACGUCUGCGCCGCAGCCCUCGGGCCUCUUCGACCCGGCGCCCCGGCCCACGGCGGCGGGGGACGGACGCCCGCCCGCGGCAGCCGCGCCCUCGUUCGUCCUCGCCGGCGACCCCGAGGGCCUCGCAGGCGCGUUCCUCCGCGUCGUCCACCAGGCGCUCGUCCUCGGGCGGCUCGAGGCCCUCCUCGACGGCCCCCCGCCCGCCGGAGACGCCCCGCAGCUCUGGGCCGGGCUCCUCCGCGCCGCGCUCGCCGGGGCGGGGACGCUCGACCUGGGGCCUCUUGCCGCGCAGCUCGGGCCGCUCCCAGACCCCGGGGCGCUCCCGGCGCUCGUCCGCUCCCUCCCGGCCCCCGUCUGCGCCGCGCUCUUCGGGCUCCCCGGGCCCUGCCCCGCGUGCGGCGCGCCCUCCCAGCCCGGGGCGAGCGCCGUCCUCGCGCCCGGAGAGGCCCUCGCCGCAGGGGCCCGGCGGGUCGGCCUCCGCUGCGAGAGCUGCACCCGCCCAGACGCCCUCCCGCUCGCCCGGCCGCCCCUCCUCCGCGCCGUCGCCGUCCCCCCGGGCUUCGCGGGCCCCGUCCCCCUCCGGCUCCCCGGCGACCUCUUCCUCGGGGCCGUCGUCACCCGCGCCCGCGCCGGCCACGCGCUCUCGGUCUUCGUCAACCCCGCCUUCGCCCAGGGCCGGAGCGACCUCGUCCGGGACCGCCGCUUCGUCCUCUACGCGCCCCCGGCCGCCGAGCUCCGCGCCCAGCCCGGGAGCCGCGCCGCCGAGCUCACGUACCUCCGCUACCGGAAGGUCCAGGCGUACCUCGAGCGCCCCGCCGCCGCCCGCGAGGCCGCCUCCUUCGGGGCGCCCCGCUUCGUCUUCUACUUCGACGGAGACGUUCUGCACCCAGACAUUAGGAAGCGCUUUAAUGCGCUAGCCUCUGAUACUGACCUGAUUGCGAUUAAUCCAUCACUAUCUGCUCCACAUCAGCCUCCAACCCUUUCGCAGCCACACACGCUAUCCUCCCCCAAGGAGCCAGAAACUGUUGAUGUCACACUUAAAGUCGGUGGUGCUACCAAGCAAACUCUAGCUGAACAGCAGCACACUCUUGCCUCUCCGUCCCUAGAUUCGAGACCGCCUUUGAGUACACUUUCUUUGCACAAAUCUAGCCAACUAGUUGGUGAAUCGACUCCUUGGAAAGAAACCAAGACGAUCUUAUUGCGCCCAGACUUUGUUCAGGAAAGGAAAACAUCGUGUUCAGAUGAAUUUCGUGAGCACAUGGGCAUAUACAUUCUGAUUAUUGUUCUAGCAGUUAUAGUUCUUGUUCUCUUCAUCCUCGUGAUUGUUCUCUAUUCCAGAUUGAUUAAUUUGACUGUUCGCAAUCUACUUGUCACAAAUUUCACGGCAAUAGGUGUCCAGUCACGCUUAGACAUCCCCAACCCAGCGCAGUUCACGUGCCCAAGUGGGAUUCAAGACGUGAACGCAGUAAGAUACUGUGAGCAGAUGGCUCCUGAUGCAACCGUUGGCCUCUAUGCACCAACUGUUCGAACCGGUACAUUCAAUUCUAAGCAGUACAAUGUGACCAACCUCUACUAUUCUAAUAUCUUCCUUCUUAACUUUACUCAGAUAGCCCCUCUGAAUGUCUCCGAACUCAUAGCACAGAAUAUUAUGACAAAUGACGUCACAUAUAGUACAGAACUUGUCCAGGAAGGGACAGCAGAGUUCCGGACCGGCCAGGUUAGUGUCCAAGGCUUUAGAAGUGCAGAUUUCACCAACACAACGCUGAAUUUCAGUCUUACGAGCCUUUCUGCUCUUCAUGUGCGUGGCAUCUCCUCGCCAAGCUCUGUGACUCCGUCGACUAUAGGAACUGUCAAUGCCGGCAAACUAGUGUUGGCUCAAAAAGAUCCAAUCACUCCAAUCACCACCUUCAGUAUAAUAGGAGACGUCAAUGUGUCACGCCUCGUUGGAGGCUCUACAACAAUCGGACAGCAGGCACUAGAAUGGGUGUUUCAGAACGUAUCCGCUUCCAAGCUAGUUACCACACCCGUAACAACGACAGUCAAGACAAUCAAUGGAAUGGAUACUCCUGUCACAUUAGAUAUAAACCUCAAUGAUGCUUUGUCCGUGAAGACUCUCACUCUUCUUAAGUCGGGUACGUCGGCAUCGAUCCAAAUAUCUGCUGCAUUUACCAUCAGUAAGGCUUCUGUAUACAAUUGCACUACAGCCUUGCUGACAAUUCCUAGUGCCACAGCGACUCCGCCCAACACGGGAACUGGUUUGUAUAUCAAGAGCCUCUCUGAUAAACCGUUUCCUCAGAUAUCUGCUCUGGUUGUGGGGAAUAUUCGGAUUGACAAUGGGGGGAUAUGCAACGCCAAUGACCCUCCGGCAUCUACGACGCGGACAUGCAUGAUAUCAAGCGCAGGCAGCAGCAAUAUCGGGUCUAUGUCUGCCACGACAGUCACUUCUACUGGGCAGUUGAAGAGCUCUUUCUGCCAAUGCACAUGA